Melozone crissalis (California towhee) is the source of this 1803-nucleotide messenger RNA. Its product is annotated as sodium- and chloride-dependent GABA transporter 1-like. Bases 1 to 1803 code for a protein of 600 amino acids. The record is from RefSeq and is a predicted model, not a curated record. Gene Ontology annotation, molecular function: gamma-aminobutyric acid:sodium:chloride symporter activity. Gene Ontology annotation, biological process: neurotransmitter transport; sodium ion transmembrane transport. The transcript is spliced from 14 exons. Gene Ontology annotation, cellular component: plasma membrane. NCBI's taxonomy places the organism in Eukaryota, Metazoa, Chordata, Aves, Passeriformes, Passerellidae.
AUGGGCAAGAUGGACAACACCUCUGUGGAGCUGAGCUCUCCCUCUGAGGUGAAGCAGGCAGCCCUGGAGGAGCCAGAGCCCAUCAGCCCUGAGGUCGUGAGCACCAAGAAGAAGAAGAAGGAGAUCCCAGACAGAGGUUCCUGGAAGGGGAAAUUUGACUUCUUGCUGUCCUGUGUGGGCUAUGCUAUUGGUCUGGGUAACGUCUGGCGCUUCCCUUAUCUCUGUGGCAAAAAUGGAGGAGGGGCCUUCCUCAUCCCCUAUUUCCUGACGCUGGUGUUUGCUGGGAUUCCUCUCUUCCUGCUGGAAACUGCUCUGGGCCAGUAUACCUCUAUUGGUGGACUAGGAGUCUGGAGAUUAGCACCCAUGUUCAAAGGUGUGGGCCUGGCAGCCAUGGUUCUGUCCUUCUGGCUGAACAUCUACUACAUUGUCAUCAUUGCCUGGGCUCUCUACUAUCUCUUCAACUCCUUCACUUCGGAGCUGCCGUGGCAGAGCUGUGGGAACGCCUGGAACACCGAGCGCUGCUUCUCCAACUACUCCCUGAACGACACCACCAACCUCACCAGCGCCGUCACCGAGUUCUGGGAGAGGAACAUGCACCAGAUGUCCGGAGGCCUGGGGGAGCCUGGCGCCGUCCGCUGGCCCCUGGCUGGCACGCUGGCCCUGGCCUGGCUGCUGGUCUACUUCUCCAUCUGGAAGGGUGUGGAGUGGACAGGCAAGGUGGUGUAUUUCUCAGCCACCUACCCCUACUUCAUGCUUUUCAUCCUCUUGUUCCGGGGAGUCACGCUGCCAGGAGCCAAGGAGGGGAUCCUCUUCUACCUCACACCUGACUUCAGGAAGCUCUCUGACUCUGAGGUCUGGAUGGAUGCAGCCACUCAGAUCUUCUUCUCCUACGGCCUGGGGCUGGGCUCCCUCAUUGCUCUGGGCAGCUACAACACUUUCCACAACAACGUCUACAGAGACUCCAUUAUUGUCUGUUGUAUAAACUCCACCACAAGCAUAUUUGCAGGGUUUGUUAUUUUCUCUAUCAUUGGCUUCAUGUCACACAUCACGAAGAAGUCGGUGUCAGAGCUGGCCUCCUCAGGCCCUGGACUGGCUUUCCUGGCCUACCCACAGGUUGUCACACAGCUGCCCUUGUCCCCACUGUGGUCAAUCCUCUUCUUCUCCAUGCUGAUGAUGCUGGGUCUGGACAGUCAGUUCUGCACUGUGGAAGGGUUCAUUACAGCCCUGAUGGAUGAGUACCCUCGAGUCCUAAGAGCCAGGAAGAAGAUCUUCAUCGCAGUAGUCUGCUUCAUCUCUUAUCUCAUCGGAUUCUCCAACAUCACCCAGGGUGGCAUUUAUGUCUUCAAGCUGUUUGAUUACUACUCAGCCAGUGGCAUGUGUCUUCUUUUUCUUGUCUUCUUUGAAACCAUCUCAAUUUCUUGGUGUUAUGGUGUGAACAGGUUUUACAGGAACAUUGAAGAAAUGAUUGGCUACAAGCCUUGCAUCUGGUGGAAGAUCUGCUGGGCCUUCUUCACCCCUCUUGUCUGCCUGGGUGUGUUCUUCUUUAGUGUGGUGGAAAUGACCCCUCUGACUCUGGGCAAGUACGUCUACCCCGUGUGGGGCCAAGGCAUCGGGUGGCUCAUGGCCCUGUCCUCCAUGUUUCUGAUUCCAGGGUACAUGCUCUACUCCUUCUUCACCUCAACAGGGACCCUCCGGCAGCGUUUGCAGCAGAUGACCCAGCCCAGGCCAGAGGGGCACGCUCACAACAACGGCCUCCAGCCCAAGACAUCCUUGAAUGGGAAGAUCUCGGACGCCGCCGUGUAG